This is a messenger RNA of Capsicum annuum, 459 nucleotides long. RefSeq lists its product as uncharacterized. The transcript is spliced from 2 exons. Bases 1 to 459 code for a protein of 152 amino acids. Lineage: Eukaryota; Viridiplantae; Streptophyta; Magnoliopsida; Solanales; Solanaceae. The record is from RefSeq and is a predicted model, not a curated record.
AUGGCACCAUUUGAAGAAUUGUAUGGGAGGAGAUCCAGGUCUCUUAUAGAGUGGUAUGAAGUUGGUGAGACGAGGUUAUUUGAGCCUGAUCUUAUAGGAGGAGUUGCAUACGAGUUAGAGUUGCCUGCAAAUUUGGGUUCUGUUCACCCGGUAUCCCAUAUAUCCAUAUUGAAGAAGUUCAUUGGAUAUCAUUCGUUAGUGUUGCCUGUGGAGGAAAUCAAGGUGAACGAUUCCUUGACUUAUGAAGAAAAGCCUGUAGCAAUCUUAGAUCGUCAAGUAAGAAAAUUGAGGAGCAAAGAGAUAGCCUCAGUUAAAGUGCUAUGGCGAAAUCAGAAAGUUGAAGAAGCAACUUGGGAGUCAGAAAACGACAUGAGAGUUAGCUACCCAAGUCUAUUUGAUUCAGCGAAUGGUGAGAUGGAAGGUACAAUUCUUGUCUUAUAUAUUCUUUUCUAUAUCUGA